AUUUGUUUUGUGCUGUUAAAAGUGUUUGACCAGCUUUUGAAUAGCGUUAUAAAGAGGCAGAACUCCUUCCAAAUAUUUUUCAACAGUCACAAAUACGCGGGUAGGAUACGGAGUUGCAAAAAUGAUUCUGGCAACAAUCGUGCUUUUUCAGCUAGUUGGCCACAUUGCUGGCCAUGGUAUGAUGAUGGAACCAGUGGCUAGAAACUCGAUGUGGAGGAAGAGGUUUCCGAAUCCAACAAAUUACAAUGACAAUGAGCAGAAUUGCGGCGGGUUCAGCACUCAGUGGUCGAAAAAUGAAGGCAAAUGCGGAAUUUGUGGUGAUCCGUAUCACGUAACAAACCAGCCUCAUAAUGACGGUGGCAAAUAUUCCAAUGGUCUUAUCGCACGAGAAUACCAGAAAGGGCAGAUGAUUGAUAUCGAGGUUAAAUUGACAUCUAACCAUCAAGGGUGGUUUGAGUUCAGGAUUGGCCAGUAUGACAACACAAAAAUUCAGGGAGAUGCGAUUGGCAGACUCAAGGGACAUUUAUUGCAGCUGUCUACAGGAGUGACAAGGUAUAGAUUGCCACGUGGCUCAGGCAGUGGUGUCUUUAAAAUCCGAGCAAAGCUACCUGAAAACCUGGUCUGCCAGAGAUGUGUUAUCCAGUGGUGGUACAGUGCUGGAAAUAACUGGGGAUGUGACAAUGAUGGAUGCGGUGUAGGCCAUGGCAAGCAAGAACACUUUGUCAACUGUGCUGAUGUUAAGAUCACUGUAUAAAAAUAAAAGUAAAAUAUUUUCAAUCAGAUAUCUUUAUUGCCAUUCGGGUGAUGAUUUAUGCGUAUCUAUCCUAUUUUAUUUGUUAUUAUGAUACGAUCGUAAGGAUAA
Molecule: messenger RNA, 862 nt
Organism: Rhopilema esculentum
Lineage: Eukaryota; Metazoa; Cnidaria; Scyphozoa; Rhizostomeae; Rhizostomatidae
Source: RefSeq, a predicted model, not a curated record